AUGGAGCGUGUGAGGAUAGAGAUUAACGGCGAGGUGACAGAGGAAGAAGACGUGGAGGUCUUCGUGAGAGAUGACAAAGAGGAGAGGAUGCGAGAGCAGUUGGAGCGGGAGAUCGAGCUGGAGCUCAAGGCGGAGGAGAUCGUGGAGACCAACGACUUCACCUGGCGAGCAGUCAUCAUCGGAGUGCUGGUGGGCGGCCUCACGUGCUUCUCCAACAUGUACUUUGGCCUGCAGUCGGGCUGGAUCAGCCUGGGGAGUCUGCAGUCGGCCCUCAUCGGCUUCGCCGUGCUCAAGGUCGUGGCUGCGUCCUCCCUCCUUCAGCGGCCCAACCUCGUCUCGCGCGCACUGGGCAUGGGACCCUUCGGACCCAAGGAAAACGUGCUCCUGACAUCAACGGCGGUGGCGACGGCCACGAUGCCGCUUGCUGGCGGAUUUGUGGGAAUCCUGCCCGCGAUUGGGCUGUUGACCGACGAAGAACGAGGGUCGGUCGACAAGGACCAGGCCUGGUGGGCGUUGGUGUUGUGGUCGCUGGCGCUGGCCUUCUUCGGUGUCUUCUUCGCGGUCCCGCUGCGACGACAGACCAUACUCCGCGAGAAGCUCAAGUUCCCCUCCGGCACGGCCACCGCGCACAUGAUCAAAGUCCUACACGGCCAAGCAUCCGAUACUCUCGAUUCACACAAGGAGUUUGAGCUGUUGGAGACGGAUGAGACGGUUCGCGGGGAGACGAUGACCGCCUCCUCGCGCGCGCCGGCGGUGAAGCUGCGCCGGUCGGCCGGGGCGAGGGAAGACGGCGCCUCAGAAGACAAUCUGAGUCCGCAGCAGGAGCUCGAGGCCGAGAUCCUGGACAAGCACGAGGGCAGCGUCAUGGAGAAGGCGGAGUGGGACCGCAAGUGGCUCGUCCUCUACCUCACGUUUGCCUUCUCCGGCGGCUACGUCCUCAUCGGUUACUUUAUUCCGGUGCUGCUGGAUAUGCCGGUGCUCUCGUGGGUCGGGUUUGCGGUGGCCACCGAGUGGGUCGUGGGCUGGGCCAUCCUCGGCCCGAUCGCCCAAAGCGCCGGCUGGACCUCGGGUCCCGUCAACGACUGGCAAACCGGAGCACGAGGAUGGCUGCUGUGGAUCUCGCUGUGCAUUCUGCUGGCGGAGUCGCUGAUGUCGCUUCUGGUGCUGGUCGGUAGCGUGGCGGUCAGGCGCUUCUUCAACCCUGCCCAGCGGUCGGAGAAGGAGGCCGAGGACAUCGACCCCGCCCUGCCCCACCAGCACGUUCCCCAAUCCUGGUGGAUCUCAGGUCUGGUGGUGUCGUCGGCCAUCUGCGUCGCGGUGCUCACGCCCCUGUACCACCUGCCCAUCUGGCAGCCCCUCAUCGCCAUCGUGUUGGCCCUCUUCGUCUCCGUUCUCGCUGUUCGCGCCCUGGGCGAAACCGACAUCAACCCGGUCAGCGGCGUAGGCAAGAUAUCUCAGAUCGUGUUCGCGCUGGUGGCGCCCAAAAACAUCGUCUCCAACCUGAUCGCAGGCGCCGUUGCAGAGGCUGGCGCGCUGCAGGCCGAUCUGAAGACGGGUCACCUGCUGAAGGCAUCGCCCAGAGCGCAGUUCUUCGGGCAGCUGAUCGGCUCAUUCGCGUCCAUCUUCUUCUCCGUCGCCGCCUACCUUCUCUACACCCACACCUACCAAGUACCCGGACCCAAGUUCCCAGUGCCGACGGCUGGGGUGUGGGUGAAUAUGGCGCGGAUGGUCAACGGCGAGGUCGAGGCCCACAACGUGUUCCCGUUCUGCCUCGUGGCGGGCGUGCUUGCGGGUCUUCUGCCCGUACUCAGCCAGGCCUUUCCCAAGUGGGCCAACUACCUCCCCUCCGGCAUCGGAUUCGCCAUCGGCUUUUACCUUACGCCCAACUGGACGUUGCCUCGGGUGGCUGGCGGCCUGGUCAACUGGCUGUGGCUCCGCCGGUGGCCAGUCGCGCGUCACAACUACAUGAUCAUCGUGGCGUCGGGCUUCGUACUGGGCGAGGGCACCAUGUCCGUAGUGACCGCCCUCUUCAUGGCGGCCGGCAUUCCUCCUCUCUUCUGA
Messenger RNA from Acanthamoeba castellanii str. Neff, 2061 nucleotides. Its product is annotated as oligopeptide transporter. Gene Ontology annotation, molecular function: oligopeptide transmembrane transporter activity. The record is from RefSeq and is a predicted model, not a curated record. The coding region runs from base 1 to 2061 and encodes 686 amino acids. The transcript is spliced from 16 exons. NCBI's taxonomy places the organism in Eukaryota, Discosea, Longamoebia, Acanthamoebidae. Gene Ontology annotation, cellular component: membrane.